Homo sapiens (human) is the source of this 2719-nucleotide messenger RNA. RefSeq names its product rabphilin 3A like (without C2 domains) (gene RPH3AL). The record is from RefSeq and is marked reviewed. The transcript is spliced from 10 exons. Gene Ontology annotation, cellular component: presynapse; transport vesicle membrane; cytoplasm. The coding region runs from base 309 to 1256 and encodes 315 amino acids. NCBI's taxonomy places the organism in Eukaryota, Metazoa, Chordata, Mammalia, Primates, Hominidae. Gene Ontology annotation, molecular function: small GTPase binding. Gene Ontology annotation, biological process: intracellular protein transport; glucose homeostasis; positive regulation of insulin secretion.
GGAACACCUCGGGUCACCCCCGACAACGGUGGUGGGAGGGAGAGCGGCCUCCUCCUCCCUGGUGGGGCCUGUCUGGGUGAAGCCCCUCUGUUCCCGAGGAUCGUCUGCCUUAUUGAAACCAUCUAAUUGGAGAUCCGCAGAUUAGGCUACCAAGACACAGCUGCCUCCAGCAGAAUUUGUGUAGUGGACACUUGUACGUGCACUUUGGAGACAGCAAGCAUGAGGCCUGCAGCUGACAGCUUUGAGUGGCUGUGAACCUGACUAUGGAAAAGAUGUGACUCCCCACCCCCAGCCGGGUGCUCCGAGCCAUGGCCGACACCAUCUUCGGCAGCGGGAAUGAUCAGUGGGUUUGCCCCAAUGACCGGCAGCUUGCCCUUCGAGCCAAGCUGCAGACGGGCUGGUCCGUGCACACCUACCAGACGGAGAAGCAGAGGAGGAAGCAGCACCUCAGCCCGGCGGAGGUGGAGGCCAUCCUGCAGGUCAUCCAGAGGGCAGAGCGGCUCGACGUCCUGGAGCAGCAGAGAAUCGGGCGGCUGGUGGAGCGGCUGGAGACCAUGAGGCGGAAUGUGAUGGGGAACGGCCUGUCCCAGUGUCUGCUCUGCGGGGAGGUGCUGGGCUUCCUGGGCAGCUCGUCGGUGUUCUGCAAAGACUGCAGGAAGAAAGUCUGCACCAAAUGUGGGAUCGAGGCCUCCCCUGGCCAGAAGCGGCCCCUGUGGCUGUGUAAGAUCUGCAGUGAGCAAAGAGAGGUCUGGAAGAGGUCGGGGGCCUGGUUCUACAAAGGGCUCCCCAAGUAUAUCUUGCCCCUGAAGACCCCUGGCCGAGCUGAUGACCCCCACUUCCGACCUUUGCCCACGGAACCGGCAGAGCGAGAGCCCAGAAGCUCUGAGACCAGCCGCAUCUACACGUGGGCCCGAGGAAGAGUGGUUUCCAGUGACAGUGACAGUGACUCGGAUCUUAGCUCCUCCAGCCUAGAGGACAGACUCCCAUCCACUGGGGUCAGGGACCGGAAAGGCGACAAACCCUGGAAGGAGUCAGGUGGCAGCGUGGAGGCCCCCAGGAUGGGGUUCACCCACCCGCCGGGCCACCUCUCUGGGUGCCAGAGCAGCCUGGCCAGUGGUGAGACGGGGACAGGCUCUGCUGACCCGCCAGGGGGACCCCGCCCCGGGCUGACCCGAAGGGCCCCGGUAAAAGACACACCUGGACGAGCCCCCGCUGCUGACGCAGCUCCAGCAGGCCCCUCCAGCUGCCUGGGCUGAGGUGUCUGGUGCCUGGAACAGACUUCCCUGUGGAGGAUUCCUGCCAGACCCUGCCCGGCUCCUCCCUGACCGGUCCUUGUGCCCUCACCAGACACCCUGUUGGCCAUGACUCAACAAACCAGUGUUGGGAGCCGUCUGCCUCCCCAGCUCAGUGCCUUUCUGCACCCCUUCUCUCCUGGGGAGCUGUCUGCAUCCGCCACCCCCUCCAACCACUGCCCUCAGCCCCCGACCUUAUUUAUUACCCUCCCCUCCCACACCCCCAAUCUACCUGGUGAUGAUUUUAAGUUUGCGCGUGUCUUGGGUUGGGCUGGGGGGUUUCCCACAUGCAGUGUCAGAGGGGCCGCCCGGUGGGGCUAUCUCCGUUGCUAUAUUAAUGGCAAGACUAAAUGAAACCUAGGGCACGGCCUCCGAAGCUGCGUGUGGCCCCUUAGAGGUGAGCAUCAGAGCCAGAGCAGUGAGGGGGAGACUCACCCACCCUCUCCCUCUCCCUUCAGCUCUGGGAGGCAGGCGCAGUGCCCCCCUCCCAUGGGCUGGCCCAGGACCGUGGGUGAAACCUGGGUCUGUUUAGUUUCUUUGGUUUUUGUAUGUUUGUUUGUUUUUGACACAGUCUCGCUUUGUUGCCCAGGCUGGGGUGCAGUGGCACGAUCGCGGCUCACUGCAACCUCCACCUCCCGGGCUCAAGCGAUUCUCUCACCUCAGCCUCCUGAGUAGGUGGGAUUACAGAUGCCCGCCACCACACCCAGUUAAUUUUUGUAUUUUUAGAAGAGAUGGGGUUUCUCCAUGUUGGCCAGGCUGGUCUUGAACUCCUGGUCUCAAGUGAUCUGCCCGCCUCGGCCUCCCAAAGUGCUGGGAUUACAGGUGUGAGCCACCGCACCCAAUCCUAUUAGGUUUCUUUGAAUCCCCUCAUGGCCUGCCUGGUUUUUGCUCAGCCUGUCUUCAGCUUGAGGAGCUGGGAAGCUCUGGUGGAUGCUAUGAACUCACUUGCUGAAGAGCAGCGUUCAGGUGCAUCCCCAGCCAGGGCACGUGGCUCCCUCAGCCAUGAAUUCACUUCUCUUCAGGAGGUUUGGCUUGGCAUGAAAAUACUUCAUUCAGAGUAUGGGCAAAUGCUUCUGGAAAACCCUUCCCUGAAGAGAGAGAACGUGUGUGUGUGUGUCGGUGAUCACACCCUCCCAUCCUUCCUGCCUCCUGCCCCAAACCCCGGGUUCCUGGGUCUGGAAGGGCCUUCUCUCCAAGCUGGGAGCUCCUGGGCCCCCACCAUUCACUUUUUGUCCUUGCUGCUGGCAAACAGUAAAGAAACUCACUUUCCCUGUGGCACGUUAUGCUUCAGAAUUAAAACAAUGAAGAUUAAAAUUUGCACCGAGCCAGUGUGUUGAUCGAAGACCACGAUUGCCUGUGUUUCUGAGAUGCGUCCAUGGAAAAAUGGAAAAAACUGUGGUGCGUUGACUUGCUGGAACCCUUCCUAA